AUGGAAAUACCUGCAACACAUCGCAGUAUUGGGGCAGAUUACCCUAAUCGCGAUGAAGAGUUUGAACGACGUCAAGAGGAAAUUGCUGACAAUAUGACAUUAAAUGGUUCAGAAUAUCCGAAUGCAGAUACAAAAAGCUUUGAAGAUAUGGAACGUACAAAUACUCGUCGUACCGAAGGUGGCUAUGGUGAGGCUGAAGGAAAUGCCGUCGAUAUCGAGAGUGCCAUUGAAAGGUAUCGCUCCAUUCGUCGAGAAUUCACUCAACAAUCUCGUAAACAAUCCAUCGACUCUGGUGACAAUGUCAAGCCUCCCGAAGAAAAAUCUGAAGAAUUCGACCUGACAGAAUAUCUUUCGGAACAACACUCUCAGAUUACGGAGGCGGGCUUAAAGGCCAAGAACAUGGGUGUCAUCUGGAAAAAUCUCGUCGUCCAAGGUUUAGGAGCAGAUGCCAAAGUCAUCUCAACAAACUGGACUUGGAUUGCCUCUGCCUUACAAUUCUGGAAAUGGGGUAAACAUCCCGGAACAGACUUCACCAUUUUGAAUGGCAACGAUGGUUUCUGUAAGGCCGGUGAAAUGCUUUUGGUCCUUGGUCGUCCUGGCUCCGGCUGUACUUCUUUACUUCGGGUUCUUGCCAAUAUGCGCGCUUCCUAUACUAAAAUUGAAGGCCAAGUCACUUAUGGCGGUAUUGAUGCGGAGGAAUUCGGUAAACAUUUUAGAGGUGAAGUUUGCUAUAAUGAAGAAGAAGAUCUUCAUUAUCCUACUCUUACAACACAACAAACCCUUCGUUUUGCUCUUCGUAACAAAACUCCAGGAAAACGUCUUCCUGGUGAGUCGAAGGACGAAUUCAUCAACAAAGUUCUGUAUAUGCUCGGUAACAUGCUUGGUUUAACAAAGCAAAUGAACACAAUGGUUGGUAACGCUUUUGUUCGUGGUCUCUCUGGCGGUGAACGUAAGCGUCUUUCGAUUGCUGAACAAAUGACAACUCGUAGUUGCAUCAAUUGCUGGGAUUGUGCUACUCGUGGUCUUGAUUCCUCCUCUGCUCUUGAUUAUGUUCGUUCUCUUCGUAUCAUGACGGAUAUCUUGCACAAGACAACCAUCUCAACUCUUUAUCAGGCAUCUGAUAGUAUUUUUUACUUAUUCGAUAAGAUCAUGGUCUUGGACGAAGGUCGAUGUAUUUAUUUCGGUCCAAACCAUGAAGCAAAAGCUUUCUUCACACAAAUGGGCUUUUACUGUCCUGAUCGUAAAUCUACGCCAGAUUUCUUGACAGGUCUCUGUAACAUGAAUGAACGUCAAGUGCUUCCUGGUUUUGAAGGAAAGGUUCCUCUCAAUGCUGCCCAAUUCGAAAAGGUUUACAAAGAGUCUCAAUUAUAUGCAGAUAUGAUGGCCGAACGAGAUGCCUAUGAACGUCGUAUUAAUGAAGAUCGUCCUGCCGAGGUGUUCAAGGAAGCCUUUACGGAGGCUCAUCAAAAGCAUGCUCCUAAACAUUCUCCCUUUGUCGCCACCUACUUUGAACAAAUCAAGGCUUUAACUGUCCGACAGUUCCAAUUGAUUCUUGGUGAUAAAGGUGCUCUUGUAUCUCGUUAUGGUGGCGUCAUCGUCAAAGGUUUGAUCAUGGCCUCUGUCUUCUAUAUGAUGCCUACAGACGCCACUGGCGCUUUCUCUCGUGGUGGUGCCAUUCUUUUCAGUUUACUGUUUAACGCCUUGAUUGCUCAAUCUGAACUAUCAGCGUUUAUGCAAGGUCGUCGUGUGCUUGAAAAACACAAACAUUUUGCAUUGUAUCAUCCUUCUGCCUUUUACAUUGCUACUGUCAUCUCGGAUAUUCCCUUGGCAGUGGUUCAAGUCAUCAUCUUUGAAUUAUGUGUCUACUUUAUCAUGGGUCUCGCAUUAGAUGCCGGCAGGUUCUUUACUUUCUUUAUUAUUCUCGUGGUGACCAAUCUCUGUAUGAACGGCUUCUUCCGUUUCUGGGGUGCUGUUAGUCCCAACUUCUUUACAGCUUCGCAAAUAUCUAGUAUUCUUUUGAUUGCCUGUUUGAUUUACUGUGGUUACCAAAUUCCUUAUAUUCAAAUGCACCCGUGGCUCAUGUGGAUAUACUGGAUAAAUCCUUUAGCGUACGGUUAUAAAGGUUUAAUUUCCACCGAGAUGCGUGGACUUCAUUUUACUUGCGAAGGGCCGAACGGGGUACCUUAUGGUCCUGCUUAUGAAUCCGUGGACCAAACUUACAAAUCGUGUAUCUUACCCGGAGCCAAUCCAGGUGCUAGCUAUGUCCUCGGCGAUGAUUAUUUGGAGGCUGCCUAUGGGUAUUCCACAUGGCAACUGUGGAUCGACUUUGUAGCCGUCCUGCUCUUCUUUUUGUUUUUCACGGCGUUGACAGCUUUAGCGAUGGAAUAUAUCGACCUUCAAAAGGAAGGAUCGAUCACCAAGGUUUAUAAGAAGGGAUGCGCUCCCAAGGCCACUUCUGAAAAGGAAAUGUUACAACAGUCAACCACGAUUAAUGAUCAACAAAUGGAGGCUGUUACGGAUGGUACAACGUUCUCUUGGCAUCAUAUCGAUUAUACGGUGCCUGUAAAGGGAGGUAGUCGACAAUUGUUAAACAAUGUAGGUGGUAUUGUAAAACCUGGUAACCUGACGGCACUGAUGGGUUCAUCUGGAGCUGGUAAAACUACUUUAUUGGAUGUUCUGGCCAAAAGAAAGACCAUUGGUACCAUCGAAGGUAAUAUUUACUUGAAUGGUGAAUCAUUGGCCGAGGACUUUGAACGUAUUACGGGUUAUUGUGAGCAAAUGGACGUUCAUAAUCCCAAUGCCACUGUACGUGAGGCGCUCCAAUUUUCUGCUUAUCUUCGUCAAGGACCCGAAGUCUCAAAAGAAGAAAAGGACGAAUAUGUAGAACAAAUCAUCGAUCUUAUGGAAAUGAGAAAUAUUGCUGACGCAUUGGUGGGUGAUCUUGAAGCUGGUGUUGGUAUCUCAGUGGAAGAACGUAAGCGUCUUACAAUUGCUAUUGAAUUAGUGGGCAAGCCCAAGCUCUUGUUUCUGGAUGAACCCACUUCAGGUUUGGAUGCUCAAAGUUCUUAUAACAUCGUUCGAUUUAUUCGUAAAUUGGCGGAUGCUGGUUGGCCCGUGCUAUGUACUAUCCAUCAACCUUCUGCUACCUUAUUUGAACAUUUCGACCAUUUGUUGUUAUUGAUGCGUGGUGGUCGUACUGCUUAUUUCGGUGAAAUCGGUCAAGACUGUCGUACCAUGAUUGAUUACUUUGAAUCCAAUGGUGGUCCUAAAUGUGCCGAUAGUGCUAACCCUGCUGAAUAUAUUUUGGAAUGUGUCGGUGCUGGUACUGCUGGUAAAUCAACUCAAGACUGGGCUGAUGUUUGGGCCGGUUCAAAUCAAGCUAAAAUGCUUGAAGAAGAAUUGGAGUAUAUUAAUACAUCGGUUGAUCAUACAGUGAAGCGUAAAGUGUCUGCCUACGCAUUACCCUUCAGUCAACAGUUGAGUCUUGUAUAUAAACGUAUGGUGGUUUCAUGGUGGCGUUGUCCCAACUAUAAUAUGGGUCGUCUUUUUAACGUUGUGUUUAUUGGUCUUGUCUCUGGUUUCUCCUUCUGGAAGCUAGGUAAUACACCUGCGGACAUGCAGAAUCGUAUGUUCUCUGUGUUCACGACCCUUUUGAUGAGUAAUGCUCUGAUUAUUCUGGCACAACCACGGUUCAUGGAAGAGAGAAUGUGGUUCCGACGUGAAUAUGCGAGUAAAUACUAUGGAUGGGCACCGUUUGCUUUAUCCUGUGUGCUGGUUGAGAUUCCUUACCUUAUUGUCCUUGGUACGAUCUUUUUAUUCUGUUUCUACUGGACGGCCGGUUUGGAAAAUACAUCGGAUCGUAUUGGAUACUUUUAUAUACAUUUCAUCAUGUUUUUGUUCUAUUCGGUCUCGCUUGGUUUUACAAUCGCAUCAUUCUCCGCUACACCUCCUAUGGCAGCCGUGAUCAAUCCUUUCUUUACAUCCAUCUUGAUUCUAUUUGCAGGUAUUGUUCAACCUCCAAGCGGCAUGCCCUAUUUCUGGAGUUCGUGGAUGUAUUGGUUAGAUCCGUAUCAUUACCUAAUUGAAGGACUCGUGGUGAACGUCAUGGAUGGUAUCAAGAUAGUGUGUGGAUCAGGUGAUUACAUCAAGAUCAACGUACCUCCUGGUCAGACCUGUGGUGAAUAUAUGGACCCCUUCUUCAAGAGUGGCGGUGUUGGCUAUGUUGGUAAUCCCGACAGUAAAGAAAUGUGUGAUUAUUGUCAAUAUAGUACUGGUUCUGACUUUUAUGAACAACGUAUUGGUUGGCAAUUUUCCAACAGAUGGAGAGAUUUUGGUAUCUUGACUGCAUAUACUGUAUUCAAUGUCAUGCUCUUUACGUUCUUUGUCUUUCUCUUUAGAAAACAGAAGCGUUAAGGAUCGCUUG
Molecule: messenger RNA, 4423 nt
Organism: Mucor mucedo
Lineage: Eukaryota; Fungi; Mucoromycota; Mucoromycetes; Mucorales; Mucoraceae
Product: ABC-2 type transporter-domain-containing protein
Exons: 2
Coding region: 1-4413 (1470 amino acids)
Biological process (GO): transmembrane transport
Cellular component (GO): membrane
Molecular function (GO): ABC-type transporter activity; ATP hydrolysis activity; ATP binding
Source: RefSeq, a predicted model, not a curated record